This is a messenger RNA of Crotalus tigris (Tiger rattlesnake), 7201 nucleotides long. It is a transcript of the gene NWD2, whose product is annotated as NACHT and WD repeat domain containing 2. The record is from RefSeq and is a predicted model, not a curated record. Gene Ontology annotation, molecular function: protein binding. Bases 88 to 5313 code for a protein of 1741 amino acids. The transcript has 7 exons. Lineage: Eukaryota; Metazoa; Chordata; Lepidosauria; Squamata; Viperidae.
AGGAAGGAAGGAAGGAAAGAAGAGAGAAAAGAAGGAAGGAAAGAAGAAGGAAGGAAGGAAGGAAGGAGCAGCGGCCGCAGCUGCACCAUGUGGCCGGCUGGCACGGCCGGCAAGCUGCCGGCUCCUCGGGACUCGGCCCUGCGGAAGGCGGCGUUCUCCGGCAACCUCUCGGCUCUGCCUUUGCACCUGGCGCCCAGCGGUCGACGCGUGCGGGUCUUCGUCAGCGCCAACCCCGAAGAUACCGUCGCAGAAAGGAACGCAUUACGAGAACACGUGUACCCCAAGCUGCGGGAAUUCUGCAGAGAAAACUAUGGGAUGGAAUUCCAGGUCAUUGAUCUAUACUGGGGAGUGGACCCCGAAGAGUGGGACAGUCCAGACCUUCAAAAGACGCGUAUGAGGCUCUUAGAAGAUUGUCUGAAAACAUCAGCAGGUCCAUGUUUUGUUGGUCUUUUGGGAGAAAAAUACGGAGGUAUCCGGAUACCGGGGGAAGUGGAAUCGUCAGAGUUUGAAAUGAUUCUGGAUGCAGCUAUUGAGGCCAAGCUGGAAACCAAGAUUUUGGAAGAGUGCUACUGCCGGGAUGAGAAUGCGGUGCCCCCAACUUAUUACCUCAAACCAAAAUCUGAAAUUCUGAAGAUCAAUCCCAAUAUGAUGGAAGCCUCUUGCAACCCUGCCAGACAGAGCAAAUGGCAAGAUGUAUCAGAAGAAAUAAAGGUGAUGUUUAAGACAGCUGUGAAGAUACUGUAUGAAAAGGGGAAAAUGAAACACAGUCAAGCAAACAGAUAUCUUUGCUCUGCUAUUGAAGAUGAAUUCGAUUUUGCCUUAGGAAAUCAGACACCAGCUUUUUUAAAGAAAUGUGUUUGCUACAUCCGGAAGAUUGCCAACAUCGAACGUUUUGUGAAAGUUCCCGAGAUGGAGAAAUACAUGGACGUACUUCACGGAGGCGGGAAAUUCCUGAGGGAUCCAGAAGCGCUGGAGAAACUCGUGAAACUCAGGGAUGAAUUUGUACCUACCAUUGUGGCUUCCUCCAAUUUGAGGGUCUACACUUCGGUUACCCAUUGUGACAUCAAGUACGGUUACACCCAAGAAGUGGAGAGCCACUACAUCGAAGGACUGGGCAAACAAUUCUACGAAGACAUGGUGGACAUCAUCCAAGCAACAGUGCAACAGAAUUUUGACAUAGAGACGGACUGGAUUUAUGAUGAAGUCCUGCAACAUUCUUCUUUGUGUAGAUCCUACUCUUCCUUCUAUGAAUAUAGAUGUGAUGCUAGAACGAUAAUGCGCAAAUAUCUCUUGCCUAAGAAAAUGGGCCAUGUUAAUCCUCUUCUCCUAUAUGGAGGACCGUGCACUGGAAAAACAUUCUUAUUAGCAGAAGUAGCAAAGAAGGCUUAUGCAUGGCUGAAGGAAGAAAUGGGGCCCGAAUCUGAUCCUGUGGUGAUUAUAAGGUUUGUAGGACUGACAGAGAGGAGUACAGACCUGAGGAAUCUGCUUCAAAGUAUUUGUGAACAGUUGGCUGUUAACUAUCGAUGCCUUGUGCACAGCUACCCGAAAAAGAUCCACGAUCUCCAAGACUUGCUUGUUAACCUUCUGAAUGAGUCUUCCUUUCACCGACCCCUGGUUUUAAUUUUCGAUGCCCUGGAACAACUGGCCGAAAACGAUGACGCCAGGAAAUUGUGGUGGCUUCCUGUCCACCUGCCCCGUUCGGUGCGAAUUAUCUUGUCCACCCUGCCGAACAAACACGGCAUCCUGCAAAAACUGAAGAGCCUUAUCUACGACGAAGACAACUACAUUGAAUUGACAGCCAGGGACAGAAAGAUGUGCAGUCAAUUCCUCAAGCACCAGUUGCUCCAGGUGAAGAGAAAAGUGACCUCGGGCCAACAAAUCUACGUCAACGAAGCAUUCUCCAAGUGCACCUUGCCUAUGUUUGUCAACUUAACCUUUCAAGAAGUUCGAAAGUGGAGAUCCCACAAGGAUGUCGAUGGGUCUUCCCUCUGUGUCACUGUUCACGACAGCAUAGAACAGAUGUUCUGGUCUCUGCAGAACAGCUGUGGGCCCAAACUUUUAUCACGAGCCCUUGGCUAUAUCACAAUGUCCAAAUCCGGCUUGAGUGAAAUGGAAUUGGAAGACAUUUUAGCUCUUGACAAUACCGUCAUGCUUGAACUAAGUCAGAGCAUCCAGAACCUCAACCCGCUGAGGGUACCUUACAUCUACAUCGCAAAACUAAAAGAAGGAUUAGCAGGAUACCUGAUACAAAGACAAGUGAAAAAUGUGACUCUUCUAGUCUGGGCUAAUCGGCACCUACAGCUGAUUGCCCAAAAGAUUUAUCUUCACAACGAAGGAGAUGUGCAUGAGAUGCACACUGUCAUUGCAGAGUAUUUUCUAGGAGUUUGGUCUGGAGGCCGAAGGAAAUCUCUGUACGGUGAAGAUCAAUAUCUGAACGGCUGUCUGGACAGUGACAGCAGGAGUAUGAAUGACGAGGAGAGACACAUGAUGGACCACGUGAAUUUUGAUAGGCAAUCUCCUGAUCAGCCUUGGGUCUUCCAGUGCAACCCUUUGGAGCCCGACAUUUUUUUCAUUAACCACCGGAAAAUGACUGAGCUUUUGCACCACCUGACCAAGUGUGGGAAAACCGAUGACAUUUUGUACGGUGUCAUCAUGAACUUCAGCUGGCUUUACACCAUGAUUAAAAUUGGGCAGUUCGACAAAGCCCUUUCCGAUGUGGAGCUGGCCUAUAACUACUCACAAGAAAAAGAGCUGAAGUUUUUAGCAAACACACUGCGGGCCAUCAAAUACAAAGUGAUAAAAUACCCAGGGACCCUUUCCGCUGAAUUACAACAGAGGUUACUCCCAGUGAUAAGUUCCUUGCCCAAACUGAGACAGCUUCUUCUCGAGUGUGACAAAGAUGGUCCUAAAUAUUGUUCUAUAGUUCCACUUCAUUCUUCUAUGGAUGUAACUUAUAGUCCUGAAAGACUACCUCUCUCUUCCAACUGCUCUCAAGUGACCGAAAUCUUACCUACCUUUAAUCCAAGUAUAGUUAUUGUUGCUCUAGAAAAUGGGUCUAUCAGUACCUGGGAUGUUGAGACUCGCCAGCUCUUAAGGCAAAUUACAACCACUCAGUCAGUUAUUUUGGGCAUGAAACUGACAAGCGAUGAAAAAUACCUUGUGGUGGCCACCACCAAGAACACGCUCUUGAUUUAUGACAAUCUAAACUCUUGUCUUCUCUCUGAGGUGGAAAUUAAAGGAUCGAAGCAUAGCGGAAUUGGAGUGAGUUCCAGUUUUAUAAAUGGUUUUACCCUCUCAGUAAACCACGUACUGUCAUGGUUGGAAGCUAGUAAGGACAUUACAGUGAUUGAUCUACUCUACGGAUGGCCACUAUAUCAGUUUCACUGUUGGUAUGAAGUCACCUGCGUCCAGUGUUCAGGAGAUGGGAUGUAUGCUUUCUGUGGACAACAUCUGAACACGGCAUCAAUAUUUCAUUUGGGCAGCGGCGACAAGCUAGCCACAGUGACCUCCGAAUUUUUGGGAGGGUUUGUCAAGUUUCUUCUCAUCUUAGAUGCAGCUCAAGAGAUGGUCAUGGUGGACAGUGAAGGGGCCCUUUCUAUUUGGAACACAGAGGAAAUUGCGCAUCCUCAAUUAAUGGAUGACUUUGAUUGUAGGAGGGGGGAUAGUGAUUUUGUCAGCCUUGAACUUGCUGAAGACCAAAGUGCCAUUUUAAUCUGCAAGUCUCUCAGUAUUGACCUGCUGGACACUAGCAUGUGGAAAGUUGCAGAAAAGUUUAAAGCGAAAAGGAAUGAGCGCUUUGUCUCAGCCGCUUUAUCCAAAAACGGAGAUUAUAUCGUUGCAUCUAUUGAAAAUACCUCUGCCAUUUUCAUUUGGAGGAGAGAUACCGGACAGUGCAUGGCGAGCUUACAAGAAAUCUCAGGAAACAUUGUCCGGUUGAUUAAGUCAAAUCAUCACAACAUGCUGCUCUCCUUGUCCACCAGUGGGGUUCUUUCGGUAUGGGACAUUGAUAUUAUCACUGCAAUGUCCAACAUUGACAAAACAGGCAAGCCAAUCCAAAGACUCGUUUUGCCCUCCAAGGGGGAAGCAAUUUACACACUGGAUGGAUCUGAAGCUAUCCAUAAAUGGAACUUCAGCACAGGCUUCAUUGAAGCAGUAUUUAAGCAUGAAAGCCCGGUUGAAAGAUGCGUCCUAACUUCCAAUGGGAAAUUGAUGAUUACGUCGGAUGACAAAUGCAGCCAGUAUGUGUGGCAAACGGGUUCCGGCGAAAAUCUCUUCCGCAUCAAUGGGCAGAGGAUAUGCCAACUGUUGAUCACCCACAAUGACCAGUUUGUGGUCUCCCUCUGUGAGCAAAAUGCAUCAAGGGUGUGGAGGCUGUCUACCGGACACCGCGUCUGCAACAUUCUUGUGGCCUUGCAGAACGCGUUUAUAACCACCGCGAACACCUUUGUGGUUGGCAUGACAAAGAACAAAAUCUUAGCGGUCAGCCUGUGGACUGGCAGCAUAACCAAAAAGUUCUCUUGUGACGAUGGCAUUGCCAUUGUGGAUAUCAAGCUCAUCCCAGACUGCCCGGAUAUUGUGGUCUUUAUCACGUCUGCUGAAACCGUGAACAUCUACAGUCUUACUGAGGAAGUCGUCUCUAGACGUUUACAGCUGCCUAAUAGUGUCCUGAAAACGUUAGAGGAUUUUGAAAUAUCGCCCAAUGGAAAACUGGGGAUUCUCUCUUGCGGGGAUGAGAAUAUCAACAUCCUGGACCUUCACAGCGGCAAGCUUCGAGUGGUCCACGCUUCGGGUAUCAUAUGGAGGCAGAAGCUAUCUCAGGACGGACGCUACCUGGUCUACAUUUGCUUUCGCAGUGGGGAAGACGAUGAGGAUAACAGUGGCAUCUCCAUCUUAAUUGUAAUGAGGUUGGCCGAUGGCAAAAACAUCGGGGCCUGCUCACUGUACAAAACCCCCACUUUCCUAACUCUUUCCCAGAGGCACCUGAACAUCAUUGUGGGCUUCGACGACGGCAGCAUCGCCACGUACACCGUAGUGGAUCGCGUGGAUGCCGCCCUGAAAAUCAAAAUUGCUACGUCCAACAGCCGGCAGAUUUUCAACAACGCCACUCAGUUGAGGCCAAAGUGUCACCAUUAUAGCUUCAAGGCCACCGCAGACUGCAUCUGGAGGGAAUCCACAGAGGUGUUUGCGAGAGACAGUCCCAUCACCGUGGUGGAUGCGGAGAGCAGCGACGCCACUCCCACCAAAAAACACAACUAUUGCUACGACAAAGUGUGCUCCGCCAUCGACUGCAGAGUGUUCACCGCUGGCAACUGAGCAUCGAUCAAGGAGUCAGCUCGCCCUUCCGCGUAUCCGAUAUUGCGUUUAUUUGUAUUUUGGUGCAAGCCCGUUUUUAAAAGAGCUGAAUCAAAACUAACACAAUUCAUGAGGCAAAGAGAAAAAUACUCAAAUGGGAGGCUUGGUCCACAGUCUUGACUGAAACUUUCAAGCAAUAUUGUCUGGUGCAGUCUGCCAUUUUUAAAAUGGUGGUGAAGAAGGCUUUUAAAUAAGUAACGAGGCUAUAUUUCAUAUUGGAAUGAGGUGGAUCAAGCAUUUUUUUAAAAAAAAAAAAUCCAGGUGACCAGAAGCAAUUUUAAAUUGAUGCUAACUUGCAAAAAAAAAAAAUGGGCUUUUUUCUUUCCUUCUGAUGGUGUAUAACCGAGAUGUUAUAUCUCACCCUGAAAGAGUUUGAUGCAUUCCAUAAACAUUUGAAAUAGCAGCUAUUAGAACCCCUACACAAACAUACAAAAUAAUUGUUUUAAAAACAAACAAACAGCAAAGGGAUUUUUCAGCCAGCGAAUAGCACUAGUUCUCCCAGGUUUCAGUCAGGACGAUCAUACCGUAUAACUCUUUUGUCUCUACAUUUGGUGAUCUGUAGCGUUGAUUCGUUCUGCUUGGUUUUUCCUCUUAACCUGCUUCAUGUAGAGUAGCAGGUGAAUUAAUGAAAAAGUCACCACAUAAGGAGCUAAGAAAUUGUCUUUGAAUUAAAAACAUUCUGAGUUGCAAACGUUUUAAAUGUCGACUAAAGUUUUCGAUUGCAAAAGUAUAAUUUUUACAAAAGUGCUGUAAAGCAGGAGUGUGCAACUUGGGCAACUUGAAGAUUUGUGGACUUCAACUCCCAGAAUCCCCUAGUCAGCCACGGUGGAUUCUGAGAAAUGAAGUCUACAAGUCUGAAAAGUUGCCCAGGUUGGACCAUGUUUUCAAGGAAGCAGCUUGGUCUGGAUCUCGUGCUGUUUUCUAUAUUCUUCACAACGACUUUCAGUAUGAUGAUGAAGAGAAGAUUUUUCCAUCCGAAAGAGCAUUAGGAACCGUCCACCCCAUUCCAUCCUCUCUUUUUACAUCAAAGGACACCCUUCUGAUCCGUUCUGUUCUAAGGAAUCCUUGCAGGGAUCAGAACGGUAAGGAUCACACAUCCUGACCCAUUUAGUGCUUGCCUUAUUGUCGUUCCUGUUCUUUCCUGCGUGAAACACAGAUGCGAUGACCAAAUUACUCGGGGACUCAAGUGACACACUCGCUUAUGUGCUGAAAAACAAGCAAACAGACAAAAAAAUAAUAAUAAUUCUGGCUGCCUAAAGAGUUCUUUACUGUUACACUUUGUAAUAAAUUUCUUACUUCUCUGUACAAUAUCAUACUCUUCCCUUCCUGCUUUGGGCUGGCCUUUUAUAAGAUUUUAUCACUUUGAAACCUGGGGUUAGGAAAAAUAGGGAUGUAAUUCUGGUGUUGUUGUUUUUUUAGCUCCUGUCCUCCCGUUCUCCUAUUCCUGCCUUUUCUAACCUAGAGCUCUCUCCAGAUAGCCUUUAGAGAUUAUGGGACUUGUAGUCCAAACACAUCUGUAUGAAUGAUGCCCUGUUGGACACGCACAGCUCGAUUAAGUAUGUGAGUUUCAGAUGGAUAAUCCCUCCCAUUAAUUACAGAAAGUAGAAAGUACAUCUCCUAGUGUGGCUAGCUUAUGUGUGUAGGCCUGUCUUCCAUUUUUAAAAUAAAGGCGACUUGUGUCCCAUCCCAGCUGGUGUGCAUUUUGUAAUAGAAAUUUAUCAUGCCAGUUUUGUCAGCCCAUAUUUAUUUAUUUAUUUAUUUAUGAGACUUAUAUACCGCUUUAAGUGCAAGCACACUCUCUAAGUGGUGUACACCAGUAAGCAAUGUAUAUAUAUAUAUUUACAUUGCC